Messenger RNA from Acinonyx jubatus (cheetah), 7116 nucleotides. It is a transcript of the gene CFAP43, whose product is annotated as cilia and flagella associated protein 43. Gene Ontology annotation, molecular function: protein binding. Gene Ontology annotation, biological process: cilium assembly; sperm axoneme assembly. The transcript is spliced from 39 exons. The record is from RefSeq and is a predicted model, not a curated record. The coding region runs from base 437 to 5257 and encodes 1606 amino acids. Gene Ontology annotation, cellular component: axoneme. Lineage: Eukaryota; Metazoa; Chordata; Mammalia; Carnivora; Felidae.
CGACACCCUCAAAGACAUCCCCCCAUCCAGAAGGAUGGUGGUCUCCAGGCCGGCCUCCACGUAUGUCCACGCCUAACCCUGACCUGACCUCCCACACCCCGCACCUGGGCGAGGAGGCACAACCGCUGCUCUCAGAGAGAGCAGGGAAGAGGGACAGAGAGAGAGAGAAUCCCAAGCAGACUCUGCGCUGUCAGUGCAAAGCCCAACUCAGGGCUUGAUCUCAGGAACCUCGAGAUCAUGACCUGAGCCGAAGAGCUGGGUGAUUAACUCACUGAGCCACCCAGGUGCUCCAGGAUAAAAAUCUAUUUCUAGAUGGGUCCAAGGAUUCCCUAAGCAGAAUGUUCAUUUUGUCAACGACAGCACCAUUUGCUACCCUUGUGGGAAUUUUGUAAUAUUUAUUAAUAUUGAAACCAAGAAAAAGACUGUACUUCAGUGUAUGAAUGGAGUUGUGGGUGUUGUGGCAACUAAUGUUCCUUAUGAAGUUGUGGCUUUUUCCGACCGGAGGUUAAAACCUCUCAUCUACAUAUACAACUUUCCUGGAUUGACCAGAAGGACCAAAUUAAAAGGCAGUGUUCUUCUGGACUACACUUUACUUUCAUUCAGUUAUUGUGGCACCUACUUGGCUAGCUACUCCUCUCUCCCAGAAUUUGAACUGGCCCUUUGGAAAUGGGAAUCAAGUGUCAUUUUAUGCAAGAAGUCACAACCUGGUGUGGAUGUAAGCUGCAUGACUUUUAACCCUAUGAACUGGCGCCAGCUGUGCUUAUCAAGUCCAAGUGCAUUGACCGUGUGGACCGUUGAAAAAAGUAACCAGGAGCAUUAUUUAAAAGCAAAGUCAGUAAAACUACCUAUGGAAGAUGGGUCAUUUUAUAACGAAACAGAUGUAAUUUUCCCCACCUCGUUGCCCAAGGAUCUUAUCUAUGGACCGGUGCUCCCACUGUCAGCCAUUGCUGGGCUAGUAGGAGAAGAGGCAGAAACUUUCAGGCCUAAAGACGAUCUAUAUCCUUUGCUUCACCCAACUAUGCAUUGCUGGACUCCAACAAAUGACCUAUACAUUGGCUGUGAAGAGGGUCAUCUUUUAAUGGUUAAUGCAGAAACCUUGAAGGUGACCAUACUUAAUAAGAUAGAAGAUACGACAUCAAGGGAGGGAUGUCAUCUGAUUAAUCCAGUCACCAUGGCAUAUCAGAAGGGAGGCGUGCUGAUUUCUGGAAUUGAUGGCUUUGUGUAUUCUUUUAUUAUUAAAGAUUUACAUUACAAAAUAGAGGAUUUUCUUCAGGUUGAAGAGCCUGUGGAACAUAUGAUAUUUUCUCCAAGUUACCAAAUGUUGCUGAUUCAAACAGAGAAGGGAUCCAUUUAUAUUUACACUUUUGGUGAGGAGCCAACCUUUAAUAGAGUCCUAGAGGCUUGUGAUGGGAAAUUUCAGGCAAUUGACUUUAUCUCACCUGGAAAUGAAUACUGCAUGACACUCACACAUUCCGGGGAAGUUUGUGUUUGGUGUUUAGAAGAUGGUACUUGUGCCAGCAGGAUUUGUCUGAAUACCCCAGCGACGGUUCUGGCUUCCUCUCCCUCCUCCUUCUCUGCCGCUGUGGGCACCCAGGAGGGCUCCAUCCAUUUCCUGGAUGUCAGAGAUCCUGAGACCCCUCGGGCAGUUUACAAGGUCUUUCCCUCCGAAUGGUCUGUGCAGCACCUCCUUUAUGACCAGCGAGGGAUAUAUCUAUUAGUUGGAACAUCAGAAGGAUGCAUCUUUAUCAUUAAUGCCAAUCCAUCAAGCUUGUUUCAGAUCCUUGGAUUCGUAGAGGUGGGCAAAGACAUUUUACAAAUAUCCACAGUGUCUCUUUUGGAAACAGACAUAGUAGAAGUGAUGGUGCUUUCGCCACUUCCGGAAACAGGAAGAAGCAGAUUGGAAAUAUUUACUCUGCCUACAACACUGCCACAAGUUUCUACAAGCUUUGCUGAUGAACGAGGGAGGCUGAGAGAUGAACUCAUUGCUAAGUUCCUGUAUGAGAUAGAACAUACCCUGUCCUCUGCCGUGUUGGACUAUCAGAGUCACCAAGUAUAUGGCUUCUGUAACCAAGUGCCAUACAUCUGCAGCUACCGUCUUCCUGAAAAAGAACAUAGCGGUAUUUGCAUUCUUAAGCCAUACCAAAAGGUGCAAAGCAAGCACUACGGACCUGGCAUGCUCUCUCUGUCUCCGCAUGGAUUGUGGCUCACAACAAUAGCUAAAGGUGGAAUUCUGUGUAUCCGAGAUGUUCACACUUUGGAAACGUUUGCUCGAAGUCGGAGUCAUUCUCACCAGGGGCAUGGGAUUCAAUCAGUGAGAAUUUCAAUGGAUGGAAAAAACAUUCUAGUGAAUGGGAGAAAUGAUGGCACCCUUGUUUACCUCAGAUGGAGGCGGUUUGGAGGAAACUUAGCCAGUGAAAUUCUUGAAUAUUGCCAGAAACUUUUAAUUUCCCUGAGCAACACCAUGGAUGAGGAGAAUGAUUAUUUAAGUAUAUUAAAAAGAGAGUCCUUGAAUUUGGGAUCAACAUCUGAACACACAAUAAAUGAAGAUACGAAGAAGUUAAGCAUUGAUUCAUCACAAGAGGAAUUAACCCAAGUUGAUAAUUCAAAGGAAAUUCCCUGGCUACAACAAAGAAGCCAAGAGGCCAUCAGAAAGGAGGUUAAACUGUUUUCCAAGAAAAGGAAAGAGAUAAAAACAGGAAUCAAAGCACUUGCUAAAACCGUUCUGACUAUGAUGGAAGAAAAUGAAGCAAUAGACAAUAUUGCAAAAUUAGGGCAAAAGGAAUUUAGCCUGGAUCUUGAAGAACUGGAAAGGCUUCACAACGAAAAUGAGGAAGAAGUGGCAAAGAUAAGAAAGGAUGCAGAGAUGCAUAACCUAGCCAAGGCCUAUUUGGCUGAACUUAUUAAAGAAGAAUGCUGGAAUGCGAUGGCUGUGAAAGGUCGAGCUCUUAAGUGCUUUCACAUGCCUUACGUGGUUGAGAACUUCCCAAUGAAAGAACGCACGGAUGAAGAGUUGAAAGAAUUAAAGAGAGUUUUGCAGCAAAAGAAGAUUGAAGCAGAGUGUCUUAAACUACAGAAGGAAAUUGUAGAGGUUCAGUCUGCAAUUACCUUGGUUAAAAAGCAUCGUGAAGAGGAGGAUGAAGAAGAGGAAGAAGAUGUGGCAGUAAAAACUAACAACUUGCCCAAUUAUCUGCUUGGCAGUCUGAGUACUGAUUUUGGGGUACAUGCCUCUCUGUUGUCAGGCCAAUUGGAACUUCAUUCCAGAGAGGAGAAAAUCAACCAAAUUAUAUUACUAAAAGAUGUCAUUUACAAGGUGAAAACUAUUUUCAACAAUGAGUUUGAUGCUGCAUAUAAACAAAAAGAGUUUGAAAUUGCACGUGUGAAGGAAAGAAAUGUAAGAAUUCAAGAAAUUAUUUUAGAUCUGGACUUAGAAGAAGUGGUCUGGCAACCAGAAUUUGAUGAUUGCGAGAAACCAGAGAGAACCCUUGUUGUGGAAAACAAAGAGAUUACAGCUCACAGAUUUGUUAAUCCAUGGCAAAAAAACAAAACGCAAUUUACUGUGACCAGUAAAAUGGAGCAAUGGCUUCUGACACGGGGUCCUGACACAAGGCACCGAGCCCUGAUGGACAUGAUGGGAGGAGUUCUGGAAGUCAAGAAGGAAGAUAUUUUGAGAAUGGUGAUUCCUCAACCUGCUUUCAUGGCAAAACCUGAUGCUGUAUGGUCUGAAGAAGAGAGGAAACAAUUUAAAGAAUAUGAGAAGAAAGUUAAAGAGUUAAAUGAAGAAAGAGAGAAAUAUAGAAAGUCAUUAGAAGCAGAAAUGAAGAAACUUCAAAAUUCCAUUCAAGAAAGCACACAGAAUUUUGAUGAACAUUUGAAAAGACUCUUUGAAAGGAGAGUAAAGGCAGAGAUGGUUGUCAACCAGGAGGAACUGAAAAUAAAUAACCUCGUUUUUUCUUUGCUGUUGGAUGAAGAAAUAAGCUCCAGAGAAGCAUUCCUAAACAACUACCUUAUAAAGAAGCAGGCGGAGAAAAACCAGACUUCAGAGGCCAUCCAGAAAGCCAAAGAAGACCUUGAUACAUACAGGGAACACUAUGACAACUUAUUGGCAGAAGACAAAGUUUUGGAUCGCAGCUUUAAAAAAGAAUUUUCUGAAAUUCCCAGUCACCAGGUGGAUAUACUCUACAAACUUUUUAAACGCCGACCAAGGAUUCAGAAACAGAAAAUACACUCAGAUACUGCCAGUAUUGUGCCUUUUGGAGAGCGACCAGAAUCUGGGAAACUGAAUAAGGAUGCCUUUUCCCAAUUAAUGAAAGCCAUGGAUGACUUGGACAAUAUUAGUAACAUGCCAGAAGGCUUGGACCCCUUGGUCUGGGAUCAUUUCUGCCAAACCAGACGAGCAAAAGUGGAAAAUGAACAGAAAGUAAAGCAGAAAGCAGCUGUCUUAAUGGAAAUGGUUGCUUUCCUCCGGCGGAGAACUGAGGAGGAUGAGAAGUUGCAACAGGAAAUUGAAAAAGUGUUCCAUGAACGCAUUGUAUUACAGGAGGAGAAGGUGAGAUUCCAGUUGAAUUUGACAAUCCAAAUUCUCCUUAAACAAGGACAAGUAGAGCUGGAAAAUUUCCAGUUAUUGCUGGAGUAUCCUGAUGCAAUUCUCAUCAACAAGAGCAUAAUUGAAGACUUGAAUUGUGUGAUUCGGGCUCAAGGACAAAAGAAAGUUGCUAGCAUGAUGGAAAGUAAAGAUGUCCACAAAGGAAUAUUUCAGAUUGAGUGGGAACAUAAGAAAAUGGAGAUGGAAAUGGAAGAUCUAAAUCAGAAGGCUUGGGAUAUUCAGAUGCUAUUUUUUUCCAGAGAUCGUCAAAAGUACCUAAAUGAACCAAACUAUGAGACUCUGAUUGCCAUUCAGAUUGGAAUAAUGGAGCAAACCAUUGCUGUUUUAGAUAAGACCCACAAAAAGAAUGUGGAAAACUGCAAAAAACUACUAAAAAAGCUGGGAAGGUACAGCAAUCAAAAAGAUAUAGCAAAUUAUACUCUGAGCUGCAAUUUACGAGAAGAGCUGGUGGCUGUCUCAGAGAGAAAGGACAUCUGUAAUGCAAUAGGGUCUCAACUGACUUGUGAAAAGAUUGCCAAAGAACAGUAUGAAAACAUGAUGCAUCAACAAAAGUUAACAAAUAUUUCAAAACAACAAGCUGAACAGAUUUCAAUACUGCAGGCCGAAGUUGAACGAUUAAGGAUGAAGACAUUUCCUACUCUUGUUCAAAUGUAAAAAUGCUGGUGGGAAACAAGACAGACAGUCAAUCAUUUAAAAAAUAGUUUCAUUGGAUUAAAAUGAUUUCUUUUUCUCCCAUAUCAGGACAUUUAAGUAGAGCUUCUUCUUAGUUUCAUUUUUUAAUAGCAAAUUAUUUAAUUUUAGCCUCAUUAUUAUAAAAAUGUGUGUCUUCCAUGAAUGUGUAAAAUAUCAUGAAUUGCUUUUGCUCAAGAAUGAACUGAAAAUAUUCAAGAUCUAUUUUACUAUUUAACUCAUUUAGGCUUAAUUUUCGUCAUAAAGACAAAAAUUUUUAGCCACUACUGGCAUUUGUAACUUUAUGAAAUUACCAGAAAACUUAUGAGCUAAUGGAUGAUUUUCAUACUUUUCUGUAUUAAGUUUUCUUCAUCAAGGACUUAUGUAAUCAGAAAAAAAAAUUACCAGGGGUCACCUGGGUGGUUCAGUCGGUUUAGUGGCCAACUCUUGAUUUUGGCUCAGGUCAUGAUCUCACGGUUGUGAGAUAGAGUCCUGCAUCGGGCUCCAUGCGCAGCAUGGAGCCUGUUUGGGAUUCUCUCUUUCCCUCUCUCUCUGCUCCUCCCCUGUUCUGUCUCUCUUGCUCUGUCUCUCUCAAAAUAAAUAAGUAAACUUUUGAAAAAAGAAAACAACUAUCAGAACAUAUAAGAUCAUUCCCUAUUCUAGCCUGAAAACAAAGUGAACUGUUUACUUUUACCAAGCCUUAAGUCAUUUGAAAAGUACAACAUAUUUUUUUUAAUGUUUAUUUAUUUUGAUAGAGAGACAGGGGUUGGGGGAAGGGCAGAGAGAAAGGGAGAAUCUCAAGCAGGCUCUGCGCUGUCAACAUAGCCCAAUGUGGGGCUUGAUCUCACAAACCAUGAGAUCAUGACCCGAGCUGAAAUCAAAGAGUUGGUUGCUCAACCGACUGACCCACCCAGGCAUCCUGCUACAUAUUUUCUUCUAUAUAAACAUAACAUAAUCUUCUAUAUUGCAUAUUCAUUGUAAUAGAUGAUGAUAAUGAAAUAAAGAGAAGAUUAAAUGGUCAGAAAGCUGCUUUGCCCUGGACUGUUGCAUUCCAAGAUGAUACCAUUGGGAUCAUUGGUGUAGGGAAAGCAAGAGAGCUAUUAUUAUAAAACCUCCUAUUUAGAAAAAAAUCUUUAAGAGAUUUAAAAUCUUCUAUUUAGAAACUUCCAGGAUAGUACCAUAAUUGAUCACCUAUAUACUGAUCAAUGGGAAUGGUAAGAGAAAUAAUAGGUCCAAUGGAUUUUUUUUGUUUUUGUUUUUGUUCAAGUUUAUUUAUUUAUUUUGAGAGAGACAGAGCACGAGUGGGGUAGGGGCAGAGAGAGAGGGAAAAUUCCAAGCAGGCUCUGUGUGAUAUAGAGCCCGAUGCAGGGUCUGAAUUUACAAAAUUGUGAGAUCGUGAUGAGCCAAAAUCAAGAGUCAGAUGCUUAACUGACUGAGCCACUCAGACACCCCACAGGCCCAACAUCAUUUUUGAGGACUCGCCUCCUUAGUACCAGAAUGACUCCUCAAGUAGUUGAUUUGACUGAUUCAGUAGAAAAGUGCCCAUUGCUAACAUUCUCUACAUUUGGGUUCCUUCAGAAUUAUCUCUGAGAUUGUGGGGUGAUUGUGGGGGUGGAAGGGUAGACCCAAGGUUGGAGAAGUGUGUUAAGAAUACAAAAAUUUGGGGGGCCCCUGGGGGGCUCAGUCAGUUAAGCAUCUGAUUCUUGACUUCAGCUCAGGUCAUGAUCUCAAUGGUUUGUGGGUUUGAGGACACAUCAGGCUCUGUGCUGACAGUGCAGAGUCUGCUUGAGAUUCUCUCUCUCCUUCUGCCCUUCCCCCACUGGCGUGCAUGCUCUCUCUCUCUC